CCUCCCACUCUAACCGGGGGGCACGCUGUGCAGCGAUCGGUGCUGACAGCACAUGAGGAGAGGAAAGCCGGUAAUCGGCAUUCCUCAAAGGGGACAUCUACAAUGAUCAUCAAGGGCUGAUCAUCAGUGCCCUGAUUAUCAGUGUAGCCCCAUCAUUGCCACCUGUCAGUGCCCAUCAAUGCAUCCUGUAAGUGCCCAUCAAUGCCACGUACCAGUGCCCAUCAGUGCAUAUCAAUGCCACAUAUCAGUGCCAUCAGAGCUUCCUUUCAGUGCCAACUAUCAGUGCCCGUCAGUGCUGCCUAUCAGUGCCCAUCAGUGCCACCUAACAGUUCCAAUCACUGCCACCUAUCAGUGCCAGCCAGUGCCGCCUAUCAGUGCCCAUCAGUGC
Molecule: messenger RNA, 388 nt
Organism: Staurois parvus
Lineage: Eukaryota; Metazoa; Chordata; Amphibia; Anura; Ranidae
Source: the annotation of a GenBank genome assembly